This is a messenger RNA of Prionailurus viverrinus (fishing cat), 1057 nucleotides long. Its product is annotated as olfactory receptor 10H1-like. Gene Ontology annotation, biological process: G protein-coupled receptor signaling pathway. Gene Ontology annotation, cellular component: membrane. The transcript is spliced from 2 exons. The record is from RefSeq and is a predicted model, not a curated record. Bases 98 to 1057 code for a protein of 319 amino acids. Lineage: Eukaryota; Metazoa; Chordata; Mammalia; Carnivora; Felidae. Gene Ontology annotation, molecular function: G protein-coupled receptor activity; olfactory receptor activity.
GGAACACAACAUGGAACCAGUGAGGCACUGUCCCUGCCCUCAUGAUGUCACUGUCCCUGCCCUCAGUGUCAUGGGAGACGGCGACCCAUAACCAGGGAUGGCCGCCACGCUGGGCCGAAACCACAGCUCCGUGUCCGAAUUCAUCCUCGUGGGCUUCUCCACCUUCCCAAGGCAUCUCCUGCCUGCCUUCUUCCUGCUGUUCCUGCUCAUGUACCUGUUCACGCUGCUGGGGAACCUGCUCAUCAUGGCCACAGUCUGGAGCGAGCGCAGCCUGCACACGCCCAUGUACCUCUUCCUGUGCGCCCUGUCCACCUCCGAGAUCCUCUACACCUUGGCCAUCACCCCGCGCCUGCUGGCCGACCUGCUCUCCACCCGCCGCACCAUCACCUGGGCGGCCUGUGCCAGCCAGAUGUUUUUCUCCUUCACGUUCGGCUUCACCCACUCCUUCCUGCUCACCGUCAUGGGCUACGACCGCUACGUGGCCAUCUGCCACCCCCUGCGCUACAACGUGCUCAUGAGCCCCCGCGGCUGUGCCUGCCUGGUGGCCUGGUCCUGGGUAGGUGGCUCGGUCAUGGGGCUGGUGGUGACCACGGCCGUUUUCCACCUCACCUUCUGUGGACCCAAUGAGAUCCACCAUUUUUUAUGUCAUGUGCCCCCUCUCUUGAAGCUGGCCUGUGGAACUGAUGUACCAGUAGUGGCCAAGGGCGUGGGGCUGGUGUGCAUCAUGGCCCUGCUGGGCUGCUGUCUCCUCAUCCUCCUCUCCUAUGCCUUCAUCGUGGCCACCAUCUUGAGGAUCCCCUCAGCUGAGGGCCGGCACAAGGCCUUCUCCACCUGUGCGUCCCACCUCACUGUGGUCAUUGUGCACUAUGGCUUUGCCUCUGUCAUCUACCUCAAGCCCAAGGGUCCCCAGUCUCUGGAAAGAGACACCCUGAUGGGCAUCACCUACACGGUCCUCACCCCCUUCCUCAGCCCCAUCAUCUUCAGUCUCAGGAACAAGGAGCUGAAGACUGCCAUGACCAAGACCUUCCUCAGAAAACUCCAUCCCUCCAGCAUCUAA